AUGCCUCUUCCACCGCCCCCGCCCCCAGCACCUGCUUUGAGCAACGCCCUUUCUUCCCCAAGCGCAGUCGCUAGUCAAGGAUGCGCUACUCUAAAGGACCGUUCCGCGUUACUGGCUGAAAUCCGGAAAGCUGGAGGCGGCGGCAUUAAACUGAGACCCACGAAGACGGUCGACAAGAGCGUUCCGCUGUUCGGCAGUCCAGGUUUAAAAUCUGGUAACUGCCCCGCAUCAACAGUCAGCCCUGCACCGAUUUCUACGCCAAGGCCGAAGUUGAAUUUCGCUGACGAACUGAACCAGACGCUGAGCGGCGGGCACGAUCGUAUAGCAAAGAAACACGGUGCACAGACGCUGAAGCCGUCCUCAUCACCCAGUAGAACACCGAUCGGCGUCGGUAGCGGUGGCAGUGCUACUCUGCGUCCUGCUCGACACAAUGGAGGCAGUACGCCGAUGCGACCUAAAUACCAGGACGAUAGCGGUGUUACAGGUGUGCCCUUUAGAGGUCGACCUCGUAACGACGACAGCAGACAGCCGGUAGGUCGACCACUUCCGGCCCUGCCCUCUAAGCCACCUCCUCUACCGAAGAAGACAGUACCCACGUCGAACAGUGGGUCGCCGCGACCUGUGCCACGUCCCGCAUCGGCCAAACUGCAUCCGUCAGAGCCUUCUCACGGGAUCUCUGCGGAACACGGCGAAUCCAGCGUUUCGGUGAAGGCGUUGACCGAAAAAUGGCAGGACACGACGGCAAGCGCCUCCGCAUCUUCACUGAGCUCCGCAGUCGCAGCUGAGCCACACGGUCGUUUGAGACAUGGAGCAAAGUCUACCGGAAAUUUGCAAGCGACCGGGCUCGACGAGUCUACGCUGGUGCACGGCAAGUCAGAAGAAAACGGUAGGCAGCGAUCCUCUGUCGUUCGUCCGACGACUGACACGAUCAAACCGCGACCACCUCUCCCACGCAAGCCUCCUAGCGAAAAACCGACCAUGCAGCAUAGGAAAGACAUGGUUCAAAAGUUCAGGACAUUGAAACCACAGCAAAGUGCUCUGGCCAGGCCCGUCAUCCUCAAGUCGACCAGCAACGAGGAGUUAGCUGAGCCACAGAACGUGCUAGUCAAAAACAAGCUAAGCGGAACCGAAAACAGAUCGGUGGUACAUCGGCAGCUUCCUCACCCGCCUCUUCCUCCAUCGGUCAUGCAGCGACCAGACUUCGCGCCUCCUCCGCCUCCACCACAGGCGUCAAACAAGCCACCGCCAUUCUCAGAGUUGCCUGCUCGACAGAUUCAUGUCCCGAACAAAUCCUCCUCCACUAGUCCCCACCCAACCCUUGCCACCGCCGCCACCCCAACUGACGCCGCCGCUGACCGACACAGCACCAGUAGUGACUCCCGUUUGCCACCACCGCCGGUGCAAGCUUUUCUGGUGAACGCGAAGUGGUAUGGUGACCAACCGAAUAAUAACCACGUGGAUGCGACGCCUCCUGCUCCGCCUCCUAGGACGGACGUGGCAGCAUCAGACGACAUGGAAAGAAAUUUUACCUUCAGAAGUAUCAGGGAUCUACCUCUUCCGCCUCGAUUCAUGAACUUGCGGAAAAAGAACGAUCUCCUGAAGAACUAA
Molecule: messenger RNA, 1608 nt
Organism: Soboliphyme baturini
Lineage: Eukaryota; Metazoa; Nematoda; Enoplea; Dioctophymatida; Soboliphymatidae
Source: the annotation of a GenBank genome assembly